AUGUCCGAGUACCAGGAGCGGCACUCGCUGAGCCGCAUGAUCGGUGCACCCCCCGGCUACGUCGGUCACGAUGCCGGCGGACAGCUGACUGAGGCGCUGCGCCGCCGGCCGUUCUCGAUCUUGUUGUUUGACGAGGUGGAGAAGGCCGCCAAGGAAGUGCUCACGGUGCUGCUGCAGCUCAUGGACGACGGCCGCAUCACCGAUGGCCAGGGCCGUGUUGUGGACGCCAAGAACUGCAUCGUGGUCAUGACGUCCAACCUGGGCGCUGAAUACCUGGCGCGGCCCUCGGGCAAGGACGGCAAAAUCGACCCGACGACGCGCGAGCUCGUCAUGAACGCGUUGCGCAGCUACUUCUUGCCCGAGUUCCUCAACCGUAUUUCGUCGAUUGUCAUCUUCAACCGGCUGACACGCAAGGAGAUCCGCAAGAUUGUCGACUUGCGCAUCUGGGAAAUCCAGAAACGGCUCAACGACAACAACCGCAACGUCGAGAUUGUCAUCAGCGACGAAGCCAAGGACUACUUGGGCAACGCCGGGUACUCUCCCGCCUACGGCGCCCGCCCGCUGCAGCGCCUCAUCGAAAAGGAGGUCCUCAACCGCCUGGCCAUUCUCAUCCUGCGCGGCAGCAUCCGUGAUGGCGAGAAGGCCCAUGUGGAACUCGUCGACAACAAGAUCACGAUUGUCUCCAACCACAGCGACAGCGAAAACGAGUCGGACAGCGAUUCCAUGCUGCUGGACGACGAGGAUGCCGUGGAGGAGCUCGUCGGUGACAACAUGGACGAGGAGGACGACCUGUUCGACUAA
Molecule: messenger RNA, 801 nt
Organism: Sporothrix brasiliensis 5110
Lineage: Eukaryota; Fungi; Ascomycota; Sordariomycetes; Ophiostomatales; Ophiostomataceae
Exons: 1
Coding region: 1-801 (266 amino acids)
Biological process (GO): cellular response to heat
Cellular component (GO): cytoplasm; cytosol
Molecular function (GO): ATP hydrolysis activity; ATP binding
Source: RefSeq, a predicted model, not a curated record